This is a messenger RNA of Meriones unguiculatus (Mongolian gerbil), 2512 nucleotides long. It is a transcript of the gene Zfp1, whose product is annotated as ZFP1 zinc finger protein. The record is from RefSeq and is a predicted model, not a curated record. The coding region runs from base 303 to 1472 and encodes 389 amino acids. The transcript has 3 exons. Gene Ontology annotation, molecular function: DNA-binding transcription repressor activity, RNA polymerase II-specific; RNA polymerase II cis-regulatory region sequence-specific DNA binding. Lineage: Eukaryota; Metazoa; Chordata; Mammalia; Rodentia; Muridae. Gene Ontology annotation, biological process: regulation of immune system process; regulation of cytokine production; negative regulation of transcription by RNA polymerase II.
ACUAUUAAGCAAUUAAGCAUUAAGUCUCGGAGGCUGAAAACAUUGUAGGCCUAGGUUAAUCGUACAGAGGCUGGACGCUUCCAGAAUUAGGCCUAGGUUAACUGAGAAGGCAGUGAGCCUCCAGACAACAAUUGAGCCAGGCAUAUAAACGUUUCUUUUACAGGGUAGUAAUGUUCAGGUUGUGUAGUAGUGCGAACAAAACAUUUUGGGUACCAGGCAGGCCAGAUCCAGAGUAACAAGCUUCCUUUUCUUCUCUUCCAGUUGUGCCUUCGUGCUGCAGUGCCUUGACCCAACCGCAGAAAAUGAUGGGGUUCCAGGAGGAGUGGGAGCAACUGGACCCUUCUCAGAGGAUUCUCUACAUGGAUGUAAUGCUGGAGAACUACAGCAACUUACUUUCAGUGGAAGUGUGGAAGGCUGACGACCAGGUGGAGAAGGAUCCCAGAGACCCUGAGAAGCAGAUGAGGCCACUUAAAACCCUCAAGAACCAACCACCAACUGAAGAAAGAGGCAGUCUCUUUGGAAAGACAUUAAAUCUGAACACAGACUUUGUUUCAUUAACACAGGUUCCCUAUAAAUAUGAUUUAUAUGAAAAAACUUUGAAAUACAAUUCAGACUUACUUAGCAGUAGAAGCUGUGUAAGAAAAAAAGCUGAUGAAUGCAAUGGAUUUGGGAAAACACUUCUGUAUCUGAAGCAAGAGAAGCCCCAUGCUGGAGGAGAAUAUUCAGAAUAUAAUGGAAACGGAAAGGCUCUCAGCCAUAAAGAAGUCAUCUUUAAACAUCAGAAAAUUAAGAACCUGGUUCAGCCUUUUGUCUGUAAUUACUGUGACAAGGCCUUCUCCUUCAAGUCACUCCUCAUUAGUCAUAAGAGGAUACACACAGGAGAAAAACCCUAUGAAUGUAAUGUGUGCAAGAAAACCUUCUCCCAUAAGGCAAACCUCAUCAAACAUCAGAGAAUUCACACCGGAGAGAAACCCUUUGAAUGUCCUGAGUGUGGAAAAGCAUUUACCCACCAGUCAAACCUUAUUGUGCACCAGAGAGCACAUAUGGAGAAGAAACCCUAUGAAUGCAAUGAAUGUGGAAAGACAUUUGCUCAGAAGUUUGAGCUCACUACACACCAGAGAAUUCAUACAGGAGAGCGACCCUAUGAGUGCAACGAAUGUGCAAAAACCUUCUUUAAGAAGUCAAACCUCAUUAUACAUCAGAAAAUUCACACGGGGGAGAAACGCUACGAGUGCAGUGAGUGUGGAAAAUCAUUUAUCCAGAACUCGCAGCUCAUCAUCCACAUGAGAACUCAUACUGGGGAAAAGCCCUAUGAAUGCACUGAAUGCGGCAAAACGUUCAGCCAGAGGUCAACUCUUCGGUUACAUUUGCGGAUCCACACGGGAGAGAAGCCCUACGAGUGUGCCGAGUGCGGGAAAGCCUUCAGCAGAAAGUCCCGGCUCAGCGUCCACCAGAGGCUCCACACAGGCUAGGUCCUGAGGCUGCAGCCAGACUGCACUGUGGAAAACCCACCACACCAGAGUUCUUUCAGGGAGAGCGAGCCCUCAGGCUAAAGGAACUUGGGAAAUCAUAUUGAGAUGUAACCUAACUCAAAAACUUCAGAAAAAAGGAUACGGCAACAAAUAUACUGAAAGUUCUAAUAUCCAGCUAAAGCGCACAUGUUCUUGUGUAUGUAUUUCAGUAUCUAUCUCUCCAUAUUCAGCUGUAAAUACGCAUACCCAGCUCGAUUUCCAUGAGCUGCUUUGGCUUUUUGUGCUGCUGGGGACCAAAUCUAGGGUCUCACCUGUGCUAGCCAAGUUUGUUGAUUUUUGUUUUGUUUUUGUGGUUUUUUUCCCCCCACUGAUCUACACCCCUAGUCCACAGUUUCAGAGGAAAUAGAAAACAUAUAUGGACAGUACCUUAGAGAUUUGUAUGUAAGGGUAUGCCACCAAACACGAAUUGUUUUAAAUCCGUUAUGUAAGUUUAAUAGCUCCUGGGAAUUUAAACUACCAUAGAUGAGAAUUUCAAUCACAGCAGACAAGGUUUCCCAUACUCAGCCCCAUGUGUGUCUCUGCACCUUUCAACCCAGUGUGCAUCUAAAGGAAAGACGUGAUGGACCUUAAAGUAGCCUAUUUCCCUCUGCAGCUGGCUCGCACAAGUUGCUGUGACAGUGUUACUGCGCUGAAGAAAAAGCAGUACUGCUGGAGUUUUAGCCUGGUUCUGGGUUAUGCAUAUGCAAAGGUCUGAGAUAAGUGAGGUCUAGAGAGUAAAAGGAGGCAGGUGUGAACUCUACAGAACAGAAUUGUGCUGUACAGGGCAUGUCCUCAUCUGUCAUGCUCUUGUUCUUUCUCCCUGAAGCGUUUACAAGUGCAUGUCUGUUUCCAAAAUACUGUGUGCUCAGAAAACUAUUUUUGAAUGUUUCUGUCUUCCUCUUAAUGCUUUAUGAAUUGUCAAAAAAAAAAUGGGUAGGGGGUCCUGUUCGCUCAGAAAUGUUACAUCUCAGAGACUUCAAAGAAAAAAAGAAUUGUCAAGA